This is a messenger RNA of Nycticebus coucang (slow loris), 1984 nucleotides long. RefSeq names its product beta-carotene oxygenase 2 (gene BCO2). Gene Ontology annotation, biological process: retinal metabolic process; carotene catabolic process. Lineage: Eukaryota; Metazoa; Chordata; Mammalia; Primates; Lorisidae. The transcript has 12 exons. The coding region runs from base 103 to 1833 and encodes 576 amino acids. The record is from RefSeq and is a predicted model, not a curated record. Gene Ontology annotation, molecular function: carotenoid dioxygenase activity; beta-carotene 15,15'-dioxygenase activity. Gene Ontology annotation, cellular component: mitochondrion.
ACAGCCCAGGAAGUGUGUGUGUUCACUGCUUAGUGGUACUUAAAUCUGCCACUGAGUGUGAGUGUGAGGAUUUGGAGAUCUUGGAAUCUGCUUAAAACAAAAAUGUUUUUUCGAAUCCUCUGUUUUCCUGGCAGUCUUUCUGCCAUUGCAGUGGGCAUCCUUUUGGUGAUAGUGCACCGGCUUCCAGUUUUGAAGAAGUACUUGGGAAAUACUCAGAAAAAAGCCACCUUUGGGCAGCAGCGGAAUCUGCCAUGUAUUGCACCGCUGGUAACCACAGUGGAAGAGACCCCACAAGUCAUCUCUGCUGAAGUUCGGGGACAUUUUCCUGAGUGGCUCAGUGGCUAUCUACUUCGAAUUGGACCUGGGAAAUUUGAGUUUGGGAAGGAUAAGUAUAAUCAUUGGUUUGAUGGAAUGGCUUUGCUUCACCAGUUCAGCAUGGCAAAAGGCACAGUGACUUACAGGAGCAAGUUUCUAGAGAGUGAUUCAUAUAAGGCCAAUAGUGCUCAAAAUCGAAUUGUUAUCUCAGAAUUUGGCACACUGGCUCUUCCAGAUCCAUGCAAGAAUGUUUUUGAACGUUUUGUGUCAAGGUUUGAGCUACCUCAAAAUGCAGCCAUGACUGACAAUACUAGUGUCAACUAUGUGCAGUAUAAGGGUGAUUACUACGUUAGUUCUGAGACCAACUUUAUGAAUAAAGUGGACAUUGAAACUCUGGAAAAGACAGAAAAGGUAGAUUGGAGCAAAUUUGUUGCUGUGAAUGGGGCAACUGCACAUCCUCAUUAUGACCCAGAUGGAACAGCAUACAAUCUGGGGAACUCUUAUGGGCCACAAGGUUCCUACUAUAAUGUUAUCCGGGUUCCUCCAGACAAAGUGGACCUUGGAGAGACAAUCCAUGGAGCCCACGUGGUAUGUUCUAUUGCUUCUGCAGAGAGGAUGAAGCCUUCUUACUUCCAUAGCUUUGGAAUGACAAGGAACUACAUAAUCUUCAUUGAACAGCCUCUAAAGAUGAAUCUGUGGAAAAUGGCCACAUCUAAAAUUCGGGGAAAGGCCUUUUCAGAUGGGAUAAGCUGGGAACCCCAGAACAAUACACAGUUUCAUAUUGUGGAUAAAUACACUGGACAGCUUCUUCCAGGAAUGUACUACAGCAAACCUUUUGUUACUUUUCAUCAAAUUAAUGCCUUUGAGGACGAGGGCUGUGUUAUAAUUGAUUUGUGUUGUCAAGAUAAUGGAGAUUGCCUAGCAGUUUACCAAUUACAGAAUCUCAGGAAAGCUGGGGAAGGACUUGAUCAGGUCUAUAAUUCAGCAGCCAGAUCAUUCCCUCGAAGAUUUGUUUUGCCCUUGAAUAUAGGUUUGAAUGCCCCUGAAGGAGAGAACCUCAAUCCAUUGUUCUAUUCUUCAGCCAGUGCUGUGAAACAGGCCGAUGGAAAGAUCUGGUGCACUCAUGAAAAUCUACAUCAUGAAGACCUAGAAGAGGAAGGAGGCAUUGAGUUUCCCCAGAUCAACUAUGGCCAAUUUAGUGGCAAAAAGUAUAAUUUCUUCUAUGGUUGUGGCUUUCGACAUUUGGUGGGGGACUCUCUGAUCAAGGUUGACGUGGUGAAUAAGACACUGAAGGUUUGGAAAAAAGAGAACUAUUAUCCCUCAGAACCUGUUUUUGUUCCAGUACCAGGAGCCACUGAAGAAGAUAGUGGGGUUAUUCUUUCUGUGGUGAUCACACCCAAUCAGAAUGAAAGCAAUUUCCUCCUAGUGUUGGAUGCCAAGAACUUUGAAGAACUGGGCCGAGCAGAAGUACCUAUGCAAAUGCCUUAUGGUUUCCAUGGCACCUUCGUACCCACAUGAUAAGACAACUACAAAGCCUGGAAACUAAGUUUAAAACUGCUGAGCUCAAUACAGAGAGUAAAAAGAGUACCCUGCCUCCCAAACCAUAGACAUUGGUUUUUAAAUGUCUAUUAAACAGAAUUCAUGAAAUAAUUAUGGUUUUAUUUUUUCU